Messenger RNA from Diplodia corticola, 1920 nucleotides. RefSeq names its product set domain-containing protein. Gene Ontology annotation, molecular function: protein binding. The transcript has 5 exons. The record is from RefSeq and is a predicted model, not a curated record. Bases 1 to 1920 code for a protein of 639 amino acids. Lineage: Eukaryota; Fungi; Ascomycota; Dothideomycetes; Botryosphaeriales; Botryosphaeriaceae.
AUGUCCUCUCCCACCGACGAGGCCGCCGAGAUCUCGGCCCAGAUCCUCCGCGCCAUCCAGCACCAGCUGGCCGACGUGCUCCACGACCAGCUCCUCGCCGCCGGCACCCUCGUGAAGCCCACCCUGCACCUCGAGGGCGUCAUCCACGAGGGCUGGGAGGGCGCCGCGGACGCUCGACCCGUGUCCCGCCGCAUCCAUCUCGGCUCCAUCGACAUCGCCGCCAUCAGGGCCGCCUCGGCAACACCGCAGACGCCCGCCAGCACCACCACCGCCGCCGAAACCCCUGGCAACAAUGGCGGCACCCUCGCGCUCUCGCGCCCGCAGCGCGCCCGCCGCCCGCCGCCGCGCGACUACCUCUCGGACCCGGAGCCGGCGUCGAAGCGCUGCAGGAAGGAGACGGGCGGCCUCCGCCUAAGCCGGCCGUCCAACCACCUGUCGCCCACGAAUGCCGGCGCCGCCAACCCGGGCCGGCUCGACGACAUUGACGAGAUGACGGAUCAGCCCGCCCCCGUCCGCCAGAUCGAGCCCGAGACGAAGAAGUUUCCCCAGCGCAAGAAGGUCGCGCCCAAGGUCCGCCCGCUGCAGCCUUCGACCCUCGACCGUCUGAUCAUCGGCAUCUGGGAGCAGAUCCACGGCAGCAUCAGCUUCGACCCGCAGAUUAUUGACCAAUGGAAAGAGCCGCGAGCACAGAAGAGCAUCGACUCGGUCAGCGCCGCGUCGCACAUGGAACUCUAUCCGGCCAGGGGCAAGUCGACCAGUUUCAACCGGAUGAACGUCCUCUGCAGGAAAGUCACCACUGCGAGCCGCUGCUGCCGCUCCCUCGAGGUCAUCGUCCAGGCCUACUGGAUUCAGUGCUUCGAAGCGAGGGUGCAUGCUCUGUGCGAGGCCAAUCCGCACCAGUCCGUCACCAAAUGCCGGAAGGCCGCGCUGAUGGAGGCGUGCCACGAUUUCGGAUGGAGCGAGAAGGAUCUCAGGAACAAGAUGGCAAUAUGGCGAGGCUACCAUGAGAUCAAAGAGGCAGCGGGAUGGGUCGCUCUGGUAUUCGCCGGCAUGGGUAUCUACCGCUUCUGCAAGUACCGCAUCAGCUUCGACAAGGAGGCCAUGCAGCGUUUGGCCACUCUUCGCUCCCGCUUCGAAGUGGCGGCCGACACGUUGCAGCCUCAGUGGCGACAGCUUCUCUCCUUCAUCGGGGAAUCUUCCGAACGGACGUUCCAUGGUCACCCACAUGACUGGGUGGUUGAGGAGAACGGCAUGCCUGUUCCACUGGCCAGUACUUACUCCCACUGGGAUCCUAAUUUUUCAUACGAACACAUCGACUUUUCAAUCCUAGACGUGGAGGCGUGGAAUCACACAGACCCUCGCGAGCUUUCUUCUGACAAACCACAGCAGUAUUUUACAUGCGCUUCUUGUAGAGAGCUGCAAUCCGAUGAUCCUGCCGUGAACUCCUGCCGCUGCUUUCCCAGCCUAUACGGCGGCCCGCGGAACCCGUGUCCAGUCCAAGUCUUCCGGACACUCAACGGACGAAACAAUGGCCUCGUAGCUUGUUGCAUUAAGCCUUUCGAAAGAGGGACAGCAAUAGGAGAGUUCGUCGGGCUCGUCACGCGUGGCUUGCACAACAUGGACGUCAUGCAGGGCGAAACCAACGGAAAGGCGUACCAGAUAUGGCAGGGGCGACAAGGCAACUACACGAGAUUCGUCAACCACUCUUGUCACCCAAACAGUCAGUUCGAGAAGUUCACUUGGCUCGGCGUUCAGCGCAUCAUUCUGGUGUCCAAGGGCAUAGGGGCCGGUCAGGAGAUCACCGUCGACUAUUCGGGGAAGUAUUGGACGAAUCUGGACAAAGAGUGCUUGUGCGGCGAGAGCUGCUGCAGAUAUCGCAACAGGGGCCACGGCAGAGUGGAUACGAAAAGUCACGAUUAA